AUGGAUUAAGACUUGUGCUUACAUAAAGAGAAUAUUUAAUAAAAAACAGAUUAAUUUUAAUUAGCAGUUAAUCUAUUCAAUUAAAAAAAAUGGUUUGAAGCAGAUGAAUUGUUUUCUGAUUUAGUCCAAAAAAAACAAAAUACUCCUUAUGCUUAAUUUUAUAAAUGUAUUUUGAUUGCAAAUGUUUAAUAAGGCUAAACUUUAAUCUAUUUAAAUCAAGUCGAGAAGCUAAUAGCAUUUGUUGAGUAAAUUGAAAAAGAAAAUCCUUAAUUUUUUGCUUAGGUUAUAGAGCAUUGUAACCAAGAAUUGAAAAAUGAUUCUGAAAAUAUUAUCAUUUUAUGUAUUAAAGGUAUAGCUCUAGAUAUUUUACAUUAAUUUGAUGAAUCUGAAUCUAUUAUUAAUGAGGCAAUUAAAUUAAAUCCAUAAUUCCCCCUGAUUUAAGUUUGGAGAUGUCUUACUCUAAUUUCAAAGAAAAAGUAUAACGAAGUGAUAGAUGUUGGCUAAAAGGCUUUGAAAGAACAUCCUAAUUUUGUAAUUCUUCAUCAUUAUGUAGGGAUCUCAUUAUAAAUAUUAUCAAGAUCUGUUGAGGCUUUGGAACAUUUCGAAAUCAUUCUUUAAUUAAAUCCAAAUCUAGUGCAUAUUUAUUUAUGGAAAUGUAUUUCUUUAGAAACAUAAAAUCAAUAUCUUAAAGCCCUGUGUUGUUAUGAUUUAGCACUUAAGCUUGAUCCAAAUAAUUCAGAAAUAACUAAUCAAAAGAGUAAGAAGAAUAUCAAUUAUGUUUAAAGGAAUUUCACUAUAAGGCUUAAAUAUGUAGAGGAAAGCAAUCUAAAUUUAACGUCUAGCAAUUUAAUUGGGAUAGGAUGA
Messenger RNA from Paramecium tetraurelia, 864 nucleotides. RefSeq lists its product as uncharacterized. The record is from RefSeq and is a predicted model, not a curated record. Lineage: Eukaryota; Ciliophora; Oligohymenophorea; Peniculida; Parameciidae. The transcript has 6 exons. Gene Ontology annotation, molecular function: protein binding.